Tetrahymena thermophila SB210 is the source of this 765-nucleotide messenger RNA. RefSeq names its product transmembrane protein, putative. NCBI's taxonomy places the organism in Eukaryota, Ciliophora, Oligohymenophorea, Hymenostomatida, Tetrahymenidae. The record is from RefSeq and is a predicted model, not a curated record. The transcript has a single exon.
AUGUAUUUUCUAAUUAUUUAACUAAUUUAUUAUUCUAUUUAUGUAUUUUAAUUGUUUAUAAAAUUAUAAUUUUUUUAUAUUACUCAUUUUUUAUUUUUAUCUUUAUCAUUUACAUUAGAAUUUACAUUGUUAACUUAGGGAUUAGGUUAUUAAUAAAUCUUCAAUUCGCUCUUAAUACUUGUUUUACAUACUGGGCAUUCUUUUUUGGGAAGAACGUUAUAACACUAUUAGCACAUAGAACAAUGCAAGCAUGGACGUAAAAUAACACUUCUGGAUUUUUAGUAGCAAAUGAUACACUCCAUCUCUUCUCUUGGUUAAGUAUAUACUAUUUCUAGAGCUUUAUUAUUUUAUUCAUCUUAGACUUCUAUUUAUUAGUUUCCAAUUUUUUAUAGAGAAUUGUUUUUAUUAAGAUAGGCUCUUAAAUUUCUCAUACCAUUUACAAUAAAUGUAGGGACUUUAAAUCUUCUACCAAAUAUUGUUAAGUAAUCUUUAUUUUACAGUUAUAAAUAAAGUCCUCUUAAAGCAAAACUAGAAAAAACAAAUGAAGAAAAGAAUAAUAUUAUCUUAAGUGUAUCUUUAGAUUCUAUUUAAUUCCUAAGUAUUUAAAGGUAUUCUAGCUUAUUUUUCAUAAGUCUUACAGGUGUUUAAAUACUAAAUUCACCUUUAUCUUUGUUAUAUAUAACAUCACCUAAAACACUUAUAAUACCUUUAUUUUUUAUUCCGAUUUCACAGUUAUCAAUUUUUAUUUUAAAGCAUAAAUGUUGA